Molecule: messenger RNA, 7511 nt
Organism: Xyrichtys novacula (pearly razorfish)
Lineage: Eukaryota; Metazoa; Chordata; Actinopteri; Labriformes; Labridae
Source: the annotation of a GenBank genome assembly
AUGGCUGACAUUGUAGAAGAUUUUGUUACCUCUCCUGCUCAUGGAUUAUUGGAACAAUGUACCAAGGAACAGUUACUGAGGAUAGCACAACACUACACUGUGGUCGUGGAUGCCAGGCGCACAAAGGAGACCAUCCGGAGUAUUAUAAGAGCAAACCUGCAAGAAGAAGGAGUCCUGACUGACGUCGAUGGUAAGAGUGAGGUAAAUACUACAGUGCCAAGGUUGACAUUCGAACAGCAGAAGGAGUUGUUGAUGUUGAAUUUGGAACAUGAGAAAGAUUUGGAAAAAAUGAAAUAUAAGAUGGAACAACUGAAAUUGGAAGUGGAACAUAAAAAAUUGGGUCUAAUUGGAGAAGGGAAAUUACAUGCUGGUACUGUGGGUGAGGAUGUUACUGCUGCUGGUUUUGAUGUGGUUAAAAAUUUGAGGUUAAUGCAAAAAUUUGAUGAAAAGGAUGUAGAAACAUUUUUUUCAAUGUUUGAACGGGUGGCUGAUGCUAGGGAUUGGCCUGAUGAUGAACGUACAUAAAUGUUGCAGUGUGUCCUUACAGGCAAAGCACAGGAGGUGUACUCCUCCAUGUCAGUGGGGGAUUGCAGGAUCUACACAAAGGUAAAAGCAGCAGUCUUGAAAGCUUAUGAGCUGGUGGCUGAUGCGUACCGCCAAAAGUUCAGAGGCUGGAGAAAGACUGGAAAACAAACGCAUGUGGAGUUUGCAAGAGAUUUGGUUUCACAUUUUAAUCGCUGGUGUAAGUCAGCUGAGGUAGAAACCUUUCCAAAGUUGUGUGAUUUAAUUGUACCGGAGCAAUUUAAACAGGCUAUGCCAGACUGCAUUUCAACAUAUAUUACGGAACGCAAAGCUACAACUCCAAGUGAAGCAGCAGUCUUGGCUGAUGAGUAUGUGUUAACUCACAAACGUAUCUUUGGAGAACACAACAGGGAGAAAUCCCAGGUUAUUGGUGAAAGAUCUUUGACUAAUGUUUUUCCGAGGUUUGAGCCACAACAUCAAGGUAAAGGUGGGCCAGAGGUAUGUCAUUAUUGUCACCAAAGGGGUCACUAAAAGAAAGAAUGUCCUGUGUUAAAGGUGAGAGGUAAGACUGUCCAUGUUAAGUCAGCUGGGUUGGUGGCAUCAGUACACAAAUCUGUUACUCCAGCUACAGAGUUGGUGGCACCUUUUCAAAUGAAAAUGAAAUCAAUGCAUGACUCUGAUGUUGAUUCUGGGUAUUGUAGUUUUCUGUCUGAGGGUUUUGUAAGGCUAAGUGGGAGUGAUGGAGAAAUCCCAGUUAAAGUGUUGAGGGAUUCAGGAUCUAUGCACACAUAUGUGAGACAGGCGGUUUUGCCUUUUUCUCCACAAUCAGACACAGGUGGUUGUGUGCCAGUUAGAGGUGUGGCUCUCCAAACACUUUUUGUUCCAGUGCAUAAGAUGUUCUUGUCAUGUGGUUUCUUCCAGAAGGACGUGGAGGUGGCUGUUCGGGCAGAACUGCCAGUGAGGGGCGUUGACAUAAUCCUGGGAAACGAUCUGGUACCUGACGGGCGUAUGUGGCCGGAUGAUGUAAGGCCUGUAUUUACACAAACAUCCCAAGAGUCAGUUCAAGUCAAGUGGCCACAUGUGACAUGUCUAUCCUCUCCAGCUACUCCAAAGGGUGUUGAUGCGCCUCAGGUGUCACAGAAAAAUGAACAGCUAGAUUUGUCAUGUGGUUCCUCUCUAAAGCCUGUAAAGGACGCUGCACAAGAUCAAGCAGUGGCUCCAGUCUGUGCUCCACAGUCACAGCAGGUAAAAUUGUCUACAGUUUGUGCUGUGACUCGAGCUAUGACUGCCAUGACUGACAGUGGGGUAAAUGUGGACAAUUCUGAGGUCACAAAGUUUUCCUUAGCUAUGCCAAAUGAUCUUUGUGUUCCCCGUUCUGAGCUGGUGGAAGAACAGAAAAAGGACCAGUCUCUGAAGGUUCUGUAUGGCUUGGUGUUGCCUUCCUCUGAGGUGGGAAAACUUAGGCAGGGAUAUGUGCUCCAGGAUGACAUCCUGCUUAGAUUUUGGGCUCCUUAUGGAGAUGGAUUUAGUGGUGACCCCAUAGUGCAAGUUGUACUGCCUGAAAAAUUCAGAACAUCAGUGAUUCAAACAGCACAUGACAGUGUUGCAGGCCAUAUGGGUGUAAAAAAGACCUACCACCGUGUGAUCCAGAAUUUUUUCUGGCCCCGUGUAAAACGUGAUGUGGCUAACUAUAUAAAAACAUGUCAUACUUGUCAAAUUACAAGCAAGCCUAAUCAAACGUUAAAACCAGCACCUCUGUAUCCAAUUCCGGCAGUGAAUCAGCCUUUUGAACACCUGAUAGUUGAUUGUGUGGGACCUCUUUCCCGGUCCAAAUCAGGUUGUUCCUAUUUGUUGACUAUAAUGUGUCAGUCGACUAGAUAUCUGGCCACCUAUCCUCUGCGGUCAAUCACUGCAAAGUCUGUGGUAAAGGCUAUUAGUCAGUUUAUAUCAGUGUUUGGAAUUCCCAAAAUCAUACAAACUGAUCAAGGCUCUAACUUUACUUCUCGGCUGUUUUCCCAAGUUCUUAAACAACUUCAUAUAGCUCAUAACAUGUCUUCAGCAUAUCAUCCACAGAGUCAAGGGGCACUUGAGCGUUUUCAUCAACAUCUGAAAUCAUUGCUGCGUGCUUACUGCACUGAGCUAAAGGAAGACUGGCAGGAGGGCUUGCCCUGGCUCUUAAUGGUGGCCAGAGAAGUUGUUCAGGAGAGUACCGGCUUCAGCCCUAAUGAGCUUGUUUUUGCUCACACUGUUCGAGGCCCCUUGUCUAUUAUUCGUGAUCAGGUUACAGAACAAAACUACCUGAUUGAGAUGCCAAAUAAAAGAAAGCCGGUUAAGGUCUGUCAUGUUAAUUUACUCAAACCCUAUUAUGCACGUGGGCUUUCUAAUGACAAAACUCAGGGUAAUCCAGUGCUAGUGGCCAGUACUGUACAGGAGGAGGAAGAGUGUUCGGGUGAUAGGGUGUUACAACCUAGACUUAAAAAUUCUGAAACUCUGGCCAACUUGGGUUCACUGAUGGGACAUUUGGAUGCGACUAAGUGCGAACAACUAGGUGAGAUUAUACACAGAUACCCAGGUCUUUUCUCUGACACACCUACAUGUACAAAUUUAAUUGAGCAUGAUGUUGAUGUGGGGGAUGCAAAACCCAUUACUCAGCGAUUCUACAGGGUUAGUCCAGAAAAGCGAAAGGUGCUGGAUGCAGAGGUAGAAUAUAUGUUGCAAAAUGGUCUUGCUGUACCAUCUACCUCUAGUUGGGCUUCUCCCUGUCUCCUUGUCAGUAAGCCAGAUGCCACGUUUAGACCAUGCACUGACUUCAGAAAAGUUAAUUCUGUUACAAAGCCUGAUUCCUUCCCUCUUCCAAGGGUGGAUGAUUGUAUUGAUCCAGUGGGUUCUGCUAAAUAUGUCAGUAAAUUUGACCUUCUUAAGGGUUACUGGCAGGUGCCUUUUUCUGAAAGAACCAGAGAAAUCUGUUCAUCUGUGACUCCCUCUGGUUUGUAUUCUUAUACUGUUAUGCCCUUUGGAUUGCGAAAUGCUCCAGCUACUUUUCAAAGACUAAUGAAUGUGGUUGUGUGUGGGCUGGAGGGCUGUGCAGUCUAUUUGGAUGAUGUGGUCAUAUUUAGUGACACAUGGGAGGAACAUUUGGAGAGAGUGAAAGCUUUGUUUGACAGACUGCUGUGGGCAUGUCUGAUGGUCAAUUUGGCUAAAUGUGAAUUCGCAAAGGCAACAGUGACCUAUCUAGGAAAAGUUGUUGGUCAAGGAGAAGUUCACACCAUAAAGGCUAAGGUUGGAGCUAUACAAGAAUUUCCUAUUCCAUCCACAAAGCGGGAAUUGCUACGUUUGCUGGGUAUGUCUGGUUAUUACAGAGGGUUUUGUCCUAAUUUUGCCUCUGUGGGUGCUCCUUUGACAGACUUGUUGAAAGGGAAUGCUAAAUAUGUUUGGUCUCCCAGCUGUCAACAGGCCUUUAACCAGUUAAAGGAGCUGUUGUCCUCAGCUCCAGUGCUGGCAGCUCCUAGGCUGGACCGGCCCUUUAAGUUGCAGGUGGAUGCGAGUGAUGUUGGGGCUGGUGCUGUGUUGCUACAGGCAGAUGAGAAGGGAGUGGAGAAACCAGUCAGUUUCUUCUCUAAGAAAUUCAAGGGGUACCAAUGCAAUUACUCUGUAAUAGAAAAAGAAGCGCUGGCUCUGGUUUUGGCCCUUAAGCAUUUUGAUGUCUAUGUUGGGACAGGUUCACAUUUGGUAGUCUAUACUGACCACAACCCAUUGACUUUUUUACGAUCAUUGCAAAAUCCAAAUCAAAGAUUGAUGCGUUGGGCAUUGUUUUUGCAGCCUUAUCAUCUAGAUAUCCGCCACAUUAAAGGUAGAGAUAACAUAGUGGCGGAUACUUUGUCACGUGCACCUUGGUCUUAAAAUAUCUUGCUGUUUAUUUGUCAUCUCUCCAUUUUCAGCCUGUUGUCCCAAUCUCAUGAUCACAGACGAUCACAUCACGAGCCAGGCAGAGAGCAGCAUCAUGGAUAUUCGCAACUUUUUCAAAAAAGUAAGUCUUUAUAGCUGCUGGUAGUAACAAUAAGCUCCAGCUAACAGCAAAUAGUCCCAUGUAAUUUAUGAACCAGGUGCUCCCCAUUUUGAUAAAUAAAAACCUGGCUAUCACACCAAGUUAAAUUGUUAGCAUGAUGUUGAUUUCUGUCACAUGUUUUAGCUCUGAAAAAAGCGGGCUGAGCUCAUUCACGUAUGAUUAUCAUCAGUGGAUAAUAAUAAUAAUAAUAAUACACUAAUAAUACUCACCCUACCAUCCCCACUGACUUGUAGGAGUCAGGACAGAGGAGCACAGCAUAUGAGUGAGGAGACACCUCUACUGGAGAGGUGAGUCUAAAAGAAUUCACAGGAGUGAUGCAGACAGUCUGAUUAGAAUUUUAUGGAACUCAAUAUGGAUAUGAAAUACGAAAUUUCAGUCAUGGUGCAGGUGCACCAUAUAAGACUUAUUUCAUUUGAGUUUUUAUUUAAGAGAGUCAAGAUUAGAAAGUGGAGAGAGCCAAGAGAUAAAUUAGCCUGACCCAAAUAUUUUUGGGGGUUCUAUUUUAAUAUUACUUUAAUUCAAGUAAUUUAGUAAUAUUUUCCAGGGCUUUAAAUUGCAACCAUUUUAGUCACAUAUGGGCCCAAAAUGUAAUUUGUGUAACAUCUUAAUAUUUGGGAGCAAAAAAUUACUGUGGUGUGUGAGCUUAAGUCAUGACAUUAGCCUCUAUGUUGGAUUAGUUAUUAAUUCAAUGUGUUUCAAUGUAUCUUGGAGGGUCAGGCAGAAGGAAAGGCUGAGGAGCUGCAGCAAAUGGCAGAGGAAGCUGAGAGAGGAGAGCAAACAGGCCAAGAGAGGGAAAAUAAUGAAGCAGCUGCAGCAACUUAUUCCACUACAGGGUUUGACUUGGGCGACAAAGACACAGGGCCCAGACAGGUCAUGCUGAAGAGCUACCCACAAGAUAAUUUUGGGACAAAGAAGCGAGCAUUUCACCACAGCUGGUUUGACAAGCACAACUGGUUAGAAUAUUCAGUCAACCAGAAUACAGCUUUCUGUUUCCCGUGUAGAGUGUUUGGUAAAAACAUCAAACAUGACAGUUUGGUCAGUAGUGGUUGCAAGAACUGGAAGAAAGCUUUAGUCAUCUUUGGUAAGCAUGAGAUGGCACAAACGCAUAAGGACAGUGUUGUUGCAUGGAAAAGCUACCAGGCAACCAGUAAACAGGGGAACGUUGCACAGAUGAUAGCAUCAGCAAAUGUGAGUGAGAUAGUAGAGAGAAGAGAGUAUCUCAGGCGAAUUGUUGCAGUCACCUCUAUGUUAGGGAGAUAGGGACUCCCUUUUCGUGGCCAUGAUGAAGGUGAAGACAGCACAAACAGAGGGAAUUUUCUUGCAUGCAUGGAGCUUUUGAAGGAGUUUGAUCCUUUUCUUCAAAAACAUAAUCCCCCAUCAAAUGCGCAGUAUAUUUCGCCAACAUCCCAGAAUGACAUGAUUUACUGUUGUGCCCAGGAAGUUACUAAUGUCAUUGUAUCUGAAAUGACAAAGUCUAAAAUCUAUGCCAUCAUGGCAGAUGAGGCAAGGGAUGAAAAGUCAGAGCAGUUAGCUGUUUGUGGGGGCAGUGAAGGAGUGUUUACUAGCACUUACAGAGAUAAAAUCAUUUGAUGCCCAGUCCAUUGCAAAUGAGCUUCAGCAGCAGAUCCAAAACAAUGGUCUUGAAGAGCUUAUGUGUGUAACACAAACAUAUGAUGGCGCAGCUGUUAUGAGUGGCUCCACUGCAGGUGUACAAGCACAUUUUAGAAGGCUCCAUCCUGAGGCUAUCUAUGUGCAUUGUUAUGCUCAUCAACUCAACCUGGUGUUGUGCAAUACUUGCAAGGCUGUCCCAGAGGCUGUGGAACUUUUCAGCUUGUUGGAGUGUGUUUAUUCUUUCUUCAGCACCUCCCUAGUAAAUCAUCAUAAGUUCAUGGAGGCUCAGUCACAGCUUGGAUUGACAAAAGUUGAGCUUGUGCAACUUUCAAGCACUCGCUGGGCAUGUCAGUUGCGAUCAAUCAGUGCAGUUCUUCAGACAUUGUCUGCCAUUUUGGAGUGCCUUUCUGCCAUUGGAUCCCCCAUAGCUGUUGGUCUUAGAGCAAAGCUCUACAAGUUCUCAGCAGUCUAUGCACUACUGAUGUUUCAGUCACUUCUUUCUGUAACCGAAGGACUCCACAAGCUCCUGCAGAAAGAGACUUUAGACCUGGCAGACGCUUUUAUCAGCAAACAAGCUGUGUGUGACACACUUAAGGACAAAUGCACAGAUGCAUUUGCCAUGGAGCUGUAUGAGAAAACCAAGGCUGUAUGCCACACCCACAGUAUCCCUGAACCAGGUGCCAAGACAAGGAACAAACAGAGGAAAAUGGAGGAUUUUGUGUUGGAGGCAACUGCAGGUUCACGCACUAAAUUGAACAAUUCAGACACAUUGAAAAGCAACUUACUUUUCCCUUGUGUGGAUAGGAUGGUUGGCUAGCUUGAGCAAAGAUUUAGCAAUGUAGAUGCAGGGCUACUAAAAGGCAUCCAGGCAUGCAGUCCUAAAUCUGAGAACUUCUUGAGUGAGACACACUUGAAUGAACUUGCAAAGCACUACAGAGUUGACCUGAAAACGGAGGAGGUUCUGGUGGCCAGAAAGUUUCUUGCCCGGAAAACAGAGGCUGGAUGUCCACCCAAAGAUAUGUUGUCUGUGCACAAUCUCCUUGAUUCAGACAUGUUUCCCUCUCUGAAGGCAACUAUCCAAGUUGCCCUAACAGUGCCUGUAAGCAGCUGUUCAUGUGAAAGAUCCUUUAGUGCACUGCGUCAGCUGCACUCCUGGCUGCGUCAAACAAUGGGUCAGAAAAGACUUCACAGUCUUGCAGUCAUGUCCAUUGAAAAAGACACCCUUCAGCAUCUGAGUCACAACAGAGUGAUUGACCGAUUUCCCACCCUUAAAAACAGACGGCAUUCUUUGAUGCUUCCACCAACAAAGUAA